CUCAACAAAAUGGCGGGCGGCCGGCGCAGCCAAAAUGCAGCGCUGCUCAGCAACGUCGUCGACGUCGCCGCGAUGCUGCUCUAAACGAAUGCGCAUAGAUCGAGCACAUAGCGAGCAAGCGUGAGCGAGAGCGAGAGCGAGAGAGAGAGAGAGAGCGCGCGCAACAGACAGAACAGGAGCGACUGAGAGAAAUAGAGAAAGCUAGACGGUAACCAGGCAGCCACAUCCAUCCAUCCAUCCACAGCUAAGUUGCGCAGCUGCCGCCGCAGGCAAGCGGCUGCUAAGCGGUUAAGCGGUUCAGGUGCCAGACUUCAGUCAUCGCAGAGCGGCGACGCAGCGCACAGACUACGCACCAAAAUGCCUGGCGGACGACGUGGACUUGUUGCUCCGCAGAACACAUUCCUUGAGAACAUAAUACGGCGCUCCAAUUCGCAGCCGGACAGCUCGUUUCUAUUGGCCAACGCACAAAUCGUCGAUUUUCCGAUCGUCUACUGCAAUGAGUCCUUCUGCAAGAUUAGCGGCUACAACCGAGCCGAGGUCAUGCAGAAGUCGUGCAGGUAUGUAUGCGGCUUCAUGUACGGCGAGCUGACAGACAAGGAGACGGUGGGACGGCUGGAGUAUACGCUGGAGAAUCAGCAGCAGGAUCAAUUCGAAAUAUUGCUCUACAAAAAGAACAAAACGCCGCUAUGGCUGCUGCUUCAGGUGGCGCCCAUACGCAACGAAAGGGAUUUGGUUGUGCUAUUCCUAUUGACGUUUCGGGAUAUAACGGCACUGAAACAGCCCAUCGACAGCGAGGAUACCAAAGGUGCAGUUAAUCUAUUCCUUCCAGUUUUAGGUCUCUCCAAAUUCGCCAAACUGGCGCGAUCCGUCACACGCAGCCGCCAGUUCAGCGCUCAUUUGCCUACGCUCAAGGAUCCAACGAAGCAGUCGAAUCUGGCGCACAUGAUGUCACUGAGCGCGGAUAUUAUGCCACAGUACAGACAGGAAGCGCCAAAGACGCCCCCACACAUACUCUUGCAUUAUUGUGCAUUUAAAGCGAUUUGGGACUGGGUGAUAUUGUGUUUAACAUUUUAUACCGCCAUCAUGGUGCCAUAUAAUGUAGCGUUUAAAAAUAAAACCUCAGAGGAUGUUUCCCUGCUCGUUGUCGAUUCAAUAGUUGACGUCAUCUUCUUCAUAGAUAUCGUGUUAAAUUUUCACACCACUUUUGUGGGCCCCGGCGGUGAGGUGGUCAGCGAUCCGAAGGUCAUACGAAUGAACUAUCUGAAGUCAUGGUUUAUCAUCGAUCUGCUCAGCUGUCUGCCCUACGAUGUCUUCAAUGCGUUCGAUCGCGACGAGGACGGCAUCGGUUCGCUCUUCAGCGCCCUCAAGGUGGUCCGUCUGUUGCGUUUGGGCCGUGUCGUACGCAAGCUGGAUCGCUAUCUGGAGUAUGGUGCGGCCAUGCUGAUACUUCUGCUGUGCUUCUAUAUGCUGGUUGCCCACUGGCUGGCCUGCAUCUGGUAUUCAAUUGGGCGCAGCGAUGCGGAUAAUGGGAUCCAAUAUAGCUGGCUGUGGAAGCUGGCGAAUGUGACCCAAUCGCCGUAUUCCUAUAUAUGGAGCAAUGAUACGGGCCCCGAGCUGGUCAAUGGUCCAUCCAGAAAGAGCAUGUAUGUGACGGCCCUAUAUUUUACCAUGACCUGCAUGACAUCGGUGGGCUUCGGCAAUGUCGCAGCGGAGACAGACAACGAGAAGGUGUUCACCAUCUGCAUGAUGAUCAUUGCAGCUCUGCUUUAUGCGACGAUCUUUGGUCAUGUGACGACCAUCAUUCAGCAAAUGACCUCGGCCACCGCCAAGUACCACGACAUGCUCAAUAAUGUGCGGGAGUUCAUGAAGCUGCACGAGGUUCCGAAGGCGCUUAGCGAGCGCGUUAUGGACUAUGUCGUCUCCACGUGGGCCAUGACCAAAGGCCUCGAUACCGAAAAGGUACUAAACUAUUGUCCGAAAGAUAUGAAGGCUGACAUAUGUGUUCAUCUAAAUCGCAAAGUAUUUAACGAGCAUCCAGCAUUUCGUCUGGCCUCGGAUGGUUGUCUGCGCGCAUUAGCGAUGCACUUCAUGAUGUCCCACUCGGCGCCGGGGGAUCUGCUCUAUCAUACCGGCGAGAGUAUCGAUAGUCUCUGUUUUAUUGUGACUGGCAGUCUGGAGGUUAUACAGGACGACGAGGUUGUGGCAAUAUUGGGCAAAGGCGACGUCUUCGGCGAUCAAUUCUGGAAGGACUCGGCCGUUGGCCAGAGUGCCGCCAAUGUGCGUGCACUGACCUAUUGUGAUUUGCAUGCCAUCAAACGUGAUAAAUUGCUCGAAGUCCUCGAUUUCUAUUCGGCAUUUGCGAAUAGCUUUGCACGCAAUCUGGUGCUCACCUACAAUCUCAGACAUCGACUGAUUUUUCGCAAGGUGGCCGAUGUGAAGCGCGAAAAAGAAUUGGCCGAACGGCGUAAGAAUGAGCCGCAAUUGCCCCAGAAUCAGGAUCAUCUUGUACGAAAAAUCUUCUCCAAAUUCCGGCGUACACCCCAGGUUCAAGCGGGCAGCAAGGAGCACGUUGGCUCCGGCCAAAGCGAUAUCGAGAAAGGCGAUGGCGAGGUCGAACGCACCAAGAAGCUACCCGCUAAACUAACAUUAACCGAGGACUCACGCAUCCUAACAACCGCCGUCGUACCCUCACCAUCGCCAUCACCCUCGCCCUCAUCGGGUCCACCAUCUGCACGUAGUACCCGUGCUAGCAAAUGGGGACGCCUUCUGGGCAGUUCAAGUGUCGAUUCAGCUAGCGAUACUAGCGCCAAGGUAGCCGUCUCGAGAAGUUUGAGCGCCCGCGAAAGUCUGCGUGAGAGCACUGCCCAAGCGAGGCAGAGUAGUACUUCGAGUAGCAAUGGUGGACAAGGCAAUAAACAUUUACAAUUAAGCAAAGUAUUCCCCAAGGCGCCGAAGCUGCAGGCCAGCCAGGCGACGCUGGCGCGCCAGGACACCAUCGACGAGGGCGGCGAGGUUGACUCCUCGCCGCCCAGCCGGGACAGCCGGGUGGUCAUCGACGGCGGCGCCGCGACAACUGUCGCAACGGUGCCAGCAGCUGCGCUGGCGCCUGGCGCAACGGCCAGUGCGACCGGCGUGGCAGCAGCACCAGCAGCGGCAGCGAGUGGCUGCGCCAAGGAGCGCAAUCUGGCGCUGGAGCGGGAGCGCCAGAUCGAGAUGGCCAGCUCGCGGGCAACCACAUCGGACACAUACGAUACGGGGCUGCGUGAGACGCCGCCAACGCUGGCGCAGCGCGAUCUGAUUGCCACCGUGCUGGACAUGAAGGUGGAUGUGCGGCUCGAGCUGCAGCGCAUGCAGCAGCGCAUCGGCCGCAUCGAGGAUCUGCUGGGUGAGCUGGUUAAGCGGGUGGCGCCGCAAAUGGACAGCAGCGGCCAGACAACGCCUGGUGACGAAAUCUGUGCCGGCUGCGGCGCUGGCGGCGCCCCAACAACAUCAACAGGCACACCGACAACGGCAGCAGCAGCAGCAACGGCAACGGCAACGGCCAGCACGCCGGUGGACACUGUGAUAACCAUCUCAUCGCCGACAGCUGGUGCCGCCGGCACGGCCAUAACAACAGCGAGCGCUGGCGCUGGCAGCGGUCUACUAAAUCCAAGCGUCCAAGUUGUGUCGAGCACGGGAGGCAACGGCCUGGGGCCGCUGAUGCUCAAAAAGCGACGCUCGAAGAGCAGGAAAGCACCGGCGCCUCCUAAGCAGACACACGCCGCAACGGCCACAACGCUAACGGCUGCUGUUGGAUCUGUUACUGGAUCUGGUACGACGAGCGUGACAGCGUCAGCGACUGCGUCUGCAACUGGAACAACAGCAGCAGCAGCAGUAACGACUCCAGCUGCCGCUGUCGAGCUGCUGCAUCUGCGUCUGCUCGAGGAGGACUUCAGUGCCGCGCAGCUGAUGCCGACCAGUCUGGCUGGCACGCCCACAACAAUCGGCGGCACACCGCCGGCCGGCACACAGACGCCAACGACAACAACAGCGGCAACAAGCGGGACAACAACGCCAACGGGCAGCGGACGCAGCAUCAAGCGGGAGUUCCUCUAGCCCAAAAUACUGGUGCGCCAUCAGUCGGCGGAUAGCAGCAGCUUCGAGCAGUAAAAUCGCGCCGACUGACGCGGAUCGGGGGUACAAGCCAUUCAGAGUUUGCCUAUGCAUACGCUUAGCUAGUCUCUAGUCCAUUGAUUGUGCAUACAAACUAGUGUCUAUGCCUAAGUCCUUAUAUGAUGUAUAGCUCUAUAUUUAUAUAUACUUAUAUAUAUAUAUAUAUAUACUUAUAUUUAUGUAUACACGAUGUAUGUGCAGCUGUAAACUAUUUUAGAUACACGUACACUCACACUCACUAUCUACCUAUCUAUUUCUGGAAAUGUCUCUUUUUAUACUACACAAACUCGCUGACGCUUUGAGCAAUCAGUUGAUUGAUUGAUUGAUUGCUCUCCUAACUCGUGCACUUAAUGCUCUAUCUCUAUGUCUCUCGCUCUAUCCUGACUCGCAGGCAACAUUUUGCUAGCGGUACAAAUUUUCCUUUCCCUCUCUCUUUCGCUCUCUCUCUCUCUCUCUCUAUCUCUGAUGUAUCGGAUGAUGUAUGUAGGAGCUCAGACGCUCGUUUUUGAUUAUGAAUUAAGGCAUUGAGCAUAUAGCAUAUUGCUUACGAAUUUGCUACAUUUACUGCAAUUAUUUACCUUUAUAUACGAACAAUAUUAUAUUAGAUCAGAUCAGAGGCGAACUAACUAGUUAUACUACACACACACAAACACACACACACACACACACACACACACACACACACACACUUACAUGAUGUAUGCAUGACAUACAUGAUGUUUAUGAAUAUUUUUGUGAUAAACGCUAAAGCAGGCAAACAGCAAAAAAUGCCAGUGAAUUGUACAUACAAGUAGAAUGUGCUAAAAAAAAAAACAAAAAAAACAACAAA
Messenger RNA from Drosophila montana, 4981 nucleotides. RefSeq names its product ether a go-go (gene eag). Gene Ontology annotation, biological process: potassium ion transmembrane transport; regulation of membrane potential. Gene Ontology annotation, molecular function: voltage-gated potassium channel activity. Gene Ontology annotation, cellular component: plasma membrane. The coding region runs from base 358 to 4095 and encodes 1245 amino acids. NCBI's taxonomy places the organism in Eukaryota, Metazoa, Arthropoda, Insecta, Diptera, Drosophilidae. The transcript has 16 exons. The record is from RefSeq and is a predicted model, not a curated record.